UUCCGAUGCCCCUUCCCUGAGGCCUGUCCCGCUCCCUGUUCCUGUGCCCAGCCCCCGCUCACUGUCAGCUGUGGAUCCCGGGACCUGGAGCAGGUUCCCCGGGUAACCGCGGCCUCUCCAGGAGACGGAGCCUGGGGCCUGGGGGACGACGUCCGCCUCUUCCUGCCUCACAACCGGAUCUCGGAGCUGGAGCCAGACUCCCUGCCCAGCGGCCUCUCCGUGCUCUGGCUGUACUCCAACAACCUGAGCGCAGUGAGGCCUGGGGCCUUGUGGGGCCUGGUCCGCCUGGAGGAGCUGGACCUGGGAGACAACCCAUGCCUGAGCUCCCUGAGCGAGGAGACCUUCCGGGGCCUAGUCAGACUGCGGAGCCUGCAGUUGCCGCGCUGCGGUUUGCGGAGGUUGCCGUCCGGCCUGUUCCGGGGCCUGUCCUCGCUGCGUUACCUCUCGCUUCAGGAGAACCUCCUGCCCGAGCUCUCGCGGGGGCUCUUCGACGGCCUGGCCCAGCUCCGGCACCUCUUCCUCCACGGCAACCGGAUCGCGGCUCUCGCCGGAGACACCUUCCGGGGCCUGCAGGGCCUAGAGCGGUUACUGCUGCACCGGAACCUCCUGUCAGAGGUGCAGCCUGCGGCCUUCCGGGGCCUAGUGCUACUCGACACCCUCUUCCUGUUUGAGAACAGGCUGCGGGAGCUGCCAGGCCCGGCCCUCCAGCCCUUGGCCUCCCUCCGUUUCCUGCGGCUCAGCGGGAACCCCUGGGCCUGCGAUUGUCGGGCCCUCGCUCUGCGUCACUGGUUCAGGAGGUUUAGAGGGGCCAGCUCUGCCCUGGAGUGUGCCGAACCCCCCGGCCUUCGCGGCAGAGACCUCCGCCUCCUCACUCCAGCCGACUUCCAGGGCUGCCCAGGCCUGGGGCCUAGGCCGAGGCCUGGGAAAGUGGAGCCUCCUGCAAACCAGAGCCGGGGGGGGACAGGGGUCAGCGUCCGUCCGUCCAAGGGCCAGGCCGGGGAGGACUGGCCCGGGGAGUACGAUUACCCUGAGGCUCUGCCCUCCCCUGGACUAGGCCGCUGCGAGGGCGGAGGGUGCCAGAGGAACUCAGCCAACCAGGCCCCUGGGAUCUUCCUUUACCCUGUCUGGGGCCUGGCCUUGAUGUGGGCCUGGUGAACCCUGGGAGUGGGGGAGGAGGAGGGGGUUCCCAUGGCAACACCCACCCCCUCAACCUCAU
Molecule: messenger RNA, 1216 nt
Organism: Chiloscyllium plagiosum (whitespotted bambooshark)
Lineage: Eukaryota; Metazoa; Chordata; Chondrichthyes; Orectolobiformes; Hemiscylliidae
Source: RefSeq, a predicted model, not a curated record